Pseudoliparis swirei is the source of this 4346-nucleotide messenger RNA. RefSeq names its product transcription initiation factor TFIID subunit 4-like. Gene Ontology annotation, molecular function: DNA binding; RNA polymerase II general transcription initiation factor activity; protein heterodimerization activity. Gene Ontology annotation, biological process: transcription initiation at RNA polymerase II promoter; DNA-templated transcription. NCBI's taxonomy places the organism in Eukaryota, Metazoa, Chordata, Actinopteri, Perciformes, Liparidae. Bases 828 to 3293 code for a protein of 821 amino acids. Gene Ontology annotation, cellular component: transcription factor TFIID complex. The transcript is spliced from 15 exons. The record is from RefSeq and is a predicted model, not a curated record.
CAUCUUGCCCCGCGCACCAAGAGUGAGUAAACUCUGAAAUUAGACGUGUUGGCUCGUCGUAAACCACGUUAUUAUUCCCCCAAUAGUAACGCGGUACAAUUGUGAAACUAAAUCGCCAUUGGGUUUGUGUAAACACGUCGGCGACCGCGUAAUAUUUGACGAAGGCCAUUCGUCUCCGACACGUUGUUGUUCCGUCUCGUAUGUCCCCUGGAAUGACAGCUGAAGCCAUUGGUACCGCCUUUUAGAAUGCGCAGCAGCCAAUCACAGCCCGCGGAAAACCCCUCCGCAGAGACGUUUGGCCGUUGUGCGCACGCGCACGUCAGUUGGUAAGUCCCUCGCUUCUCACAAGCUCGCGGGAGUGUGAAGAUGGCGGUUGGUUCCGGACCGUUGGAUGAGCUUUUUUUACACACAGAGGUGAAUAAAGCGGUAGUUUGUCAUCCCGUGCCGUCUGGAGAGUCACACCCGUCGUUCUCGUGUCACAACAACCACCGGUGUAGGCACGAGGCAGCCGGUAAUUACAUGGCUAUAGUUACCGGACAGCGGGGUAACGCGAGCUAAUGUCCAGCUGGGACUUGGUCGAGACGAUUGCCAGAGCAGGUACGCUGUAACUACUAAUGCUGUUUUCCUCUUUGUCUCUCCGGGUAUACGCAAAAAUCAAGCGCCGGAGUCGAGUGAGAUAAAAAAUAAAUAAAUAAAAAACGUACGAGUUUUUGCCCCCAUCACAAUCGAGAUCCGUCCGUGCGUUGAAGUUGCGUUGAAGUUGCCGAGGGGGAAGAGGAGAGGGGGGGGGGGGGUCUCAUCAUAACGAGCUCCCCCAUGGUCCAACCAUGGAUGCGUCGACGGCCAGCACGGACUCCACCGCGGGACGCGACCCCGACGGGACACUUGUUGCUGGCGGCGCCGCUACUCCGCCGCUCACGAACCACGGGGGGAAAGUCGUCUCGCACUCGGCGCAGACUUUCAACGGGAGCCGCAUUGUGAACUCUGAGUAUUCAGGAAGUGGCGACUCUCUCGUGGGGGCGACGCCGACGAGUGGCACCGGCGGCGGGGGUAGCGUGAUAUCCGUCGCCGGCGGAGCGGCGGUGUCAAAAGGUCCGGCCGGCGGCGCCAUAACGCACCCCGCGUCAAGCAGCGUGAUCCAGACGCCGCUCGCGACCCCGCCGAGCGGCGUCAGGCCGCCCGCGCAGCCCUCGGGGGCAACUUUGAACGGGACAGACGACGCGGGGCGAGCCGCGGCGGUCACGACGACGGGUCACGCGGGUUACGGCAUCCGGACCCCGCUUGUCAACAGCAGCCAGCCGUCCGGCCCGGUGCCCUUCACCGCCGGGUCGCACAUCAUCAAGGCAGAGGCGCCCACAACAACAACAAUGCAGACGGUCCCCCCGCCGCCGGCUGUCACUCACGGUGCUGUCCGGUUUCCGUCGACGGUAGCCCUGACGCCCCAGAUGUUGGCCCCGAGGCUCCCCCAGACCUCACCGGGACAGCCCAGCAUCGGCCUGCAUAACAUCCAGCUCCCCCCUGGGAUGGUGCUUGUGCGCAGUGAGAGUGGACAGUUGCUGAUGAUUCAUCAGCAGGCUCUGGCCCAGAUCCAGGCCCAGGCCCAGGGAGGCAUGGCACCUCCGACCCCUACACCAACAAGCAUGCCUCCUGGACAGGCUCCUGGAAACAUCAUCAGACACGAAGUCGCCCCCAGCGCAAUCCGUCAAGGCUGUCCCGGCCCGGCGCCACUCCCUGCGACCACCACUCUUCACAGACCUCCCAUCCUUCAGAGCUCAGUUGGGGCUGCAGUACCAGGAAUUACCCCCAGGACUGUCGGCCACACAGCUGGGACCACGGUGACCUCAGUAACAAUAAGCAAAGAGACGAUGGAGAACGUGAAGAAGUGUAAGAACUUCCUGUCUACAUUGAUCAAGCUGGCGUCCAGCGGGAAGCAAACCACGGAGACUGCAGCCAGCGCGAGGGAGCUGGUCAAGGACCUGCUGGAGGGCAGACUGGAAGCGGAGGAUUUCACCAGCAGAUUGUACAAAGAGCUCAACUCCUCACCCCAACCGUACCUUGUGCCUUUCCUGAAGAGAAGCCUCCCAGCCCUGAGGCAGCUCACCCCGGACUCGGCAGCCUUCAUCCAGCAGAGUCUGGUCCCCCAGCCGGCUGCGGGUCCAGUGCCCUCCACCUCACCCAUCCCCACCACGGUGGUCCUGGGCAGCCCGGCGGCCCGUCUCGCGGCUCCGGUCAGCAGGCCUCAGUUCCAGCCGGUCAUCAGCAAACCGGGACUGACCCCCUCACUGGUCAUGCAGGCCCAACAGCAGAGAGCAAUGUUUAAACCUCAGGCAGCCUUACCGGCGACCCCCAUGGUGACUCUCAGGAAUCAGGCCCCUGGCCGCACCAUGCUGGGGCAGCAGCCGGUCCAGCUGAAGGCGCUGCAGCCAGUUCCCGUGAGGCCGGAGCUGUCGUCCUUUUCUAGACACGCCUCCGCUGCGUCCUACAGCCUGGCUCAAAAGAUCAAGCUGAGGGAGGCGGUUGGCAAAGAUGAGGACGACAUCAACGACGUGACCUCCAUGGCCGGCGUGAGCCUCUCCGAGGAGAGCGCGAAUAUCCUCGCAACCAACUCUGGACUCGUGGGCGCGGUGACGCAUUCCUGUAAGGACGUGGCGUUCCUCCCCUUCGCCACCCUGCAGAGGAGGAUGCAGGAGAUAGGUCGGCGGUACGGUGUGAGCGACCUGGGUGCCGAGGUGGUGAACCUCGUCUCCCACGCGGCUCAGCAGCGCCUCCAGAACCUGCUGGGGAAACUUUCCCAAGUGGCUCAGCAGAGAAACGGCAACUUCAAGGAGGAUGACGCGUGUGAGCAGAGCAGUGACGUUCGGGCUCAGCUCAGGUUCUUUGAGCAGUUGGACCAUCUGGAGAAACAACGGAAGGAGGGCCAGGAGAGAGAGAUCCUCCUGAAGGCAGCUAAGUCUCGAGCGCGGCAGGAGGACCCGGAGCAGCUGCGUCUGAAGCAGAAGGCCAAAGAGAUGCAGCAGCAGGAGUUGGCUCAGAUCAGGCAGAAGGAGGCCAACUUCACAGCGCUGGCAGCCAUCGGUCCCCGGAAGAAGAAGAUGCCGGACUCUCCAUCCUCCUCCGCCGGAGCCGAGGGGUCCGGUCCGGGUCCCUCUCAGUCCGGGGGGGCGGCGGCGGCGGGCUCCAGGCCCACGCGGCAGCGCAUCACGCGCGUCAACCUCAGGGACCUGCUCUUCUGCCUGGAGAACGACCGAUCCACCAGCCGCUCCCACUUCCUCUACAAGGGCUUCCUCAAAUAGGCCCGCUGUCACGAGGGGGGGGAGAUGUGUGUGUGUGUGUGUGUGUGUGUGUGUGUGUGUGUGUGUGUGUGUGUACUAACCGCUCCCACCACAAAGACUCUUCUAAAUGAUGAAGAGGUGGAGGGCAGCGACUCGGCACAUUUCGAGGCUUUUCAGAUACACCUGAUAACCUGAAGUACAGUCGUAACCAUAGUGGAUGCCCCCCCCUUCCCCCCCCCCAUCAGACCACUUCUGGACUAUCACUCUCCGUGUUAUGAGGAAGAGUUCCCGUAUGAACAAAUGUCUUAUUGGACAUUAUACACUGUCACUCAGUACAGUAUAUAUAUUUUAUAGAUGAUUUCUAAGCUCAUUAGACUGAAACAGCAAUGGAAAUAAUUUUGUUUGCUAAUCAAAUUUGUUUUUAUUAGCCCACCGACUAAUUUGAUUUAAAAAAUGAUUGAAUAUUUGAUUUGUUACCUGAAUUAGUUUAACCUACUGAGUGGCCUUCCUCGCUAUGAAUAAGCCAUAUAGCAACGUAACCGCUCCGUCUGUCCUCUGUAUACUUUUAUUUGUUCAGCAUAUUUAUUUCCUAAAUUCCUUAAAUUAAUGUUUAGAUAUUUAUUUAAUUUCAUGUCGCGUAACAAUUCAAAACAAAAAAAGGCAUUAACCUGCGUUGGAUGUGUUUUUAAAUCAGUUUUGACAUGUUGGGUGUGUGUAAUUUUCAGUGAGUGGUUUGUUUCAGAGGGUUUUGUUCUUUGUUAUCUUUUAGUUUUUAAUCUUUUAAAUUGUUGUUUUUAAAAGUAGUUUAACGUGUAUUGACUUCUAAAACUUGUAACCCUCAUUGCUAUACCAAACAUACAUCUACCUGAAAGCGAUUUCUAUUUUUGUAGCCGCCCACAGACACACAUUUGUACUUUUUUCAACAGUGUCCGACGACUCGAGAAGGUGGCGUUAUCUUCUCGUUUGUAAAUGUUACACCUGAGGUUUACACGUGGUUUUGUAUAGAAUUGAGAAUUUUACCCACCCGGCAUAAAAGAAAUUAAAUAGUUUGAAUAAAUAAUGAUUUUACAGGAA